UCUAUCUAUAUUGUGUGAGAGCAGAAGGAGCUUCAGAAGGAUGAUGUCGACCAGAUGGUGCGGAUACAAGACAACUUUGCAGAACAAUGUUCUCUAAGGAUCAAAUUGUACAAAGACACCAUUCUGAGACCCCUGGAGGACUACAUGGCGGACCACAAUCCUCUCUACCUUUUUGAACUGGAUGGAAACAACAGACACGAUGAGCUUUACAUGUCUGUUAUGUCUCGUCUGGAAGCGUUGGCAUUGAAACGCGCUUCAGUACCCGUCCUACUGAGUCAAUCCGACGAGCUUCUUCCUACUGAAAUGGACACUUUACAGGAGGACCUGCACAGAGUCAUGUCCUCCUCUGAUAACGUGGCUCCUGGUUUCCGGUGGAGGAGGAGUCGCUGGGGCCGGACCUGUCCUGUAGCUCUACAAGAGGGCAGCAUCAUUCAGGGCACGUCUAAGUUCUGUGUGGGAUUCCAGGCCAAGGCUUACUUCCUGUCAUCCAAGGAGGCCUACCAGAAGUUUCUAGAGAGCCCUCAACGGUACCUGCGUCCUCCGAUGCCCUCCCCACCCUGUAAGGUGUCCGUGGUGGGGCCUCCGCUAUCGGGGAAGAGCACUCUGUGUGGCCUUUUGGCCCGGCACUAUGGGGCCACAGUGGUGGACGUUGAGGCACUAAUGCUCCUGGCCGCACUGGAGCAGGACAAAACCACAGAGGACGCCAUCCAUACAGGUGUGGAGGAAAUAGAGAUGGAAAUGGAUCAAGAUGACCAACAGGAUGAGGUGAAAGAUGAUCACCCAGUGGUGAAGGAGUUUGUGUUAACUGAACCAUCCUUUAGCGAACCGUCCACAGACCAACCAAUGGGCUCAGAUUCUCCUCCUCCAACAUUGAUUUAUGAAAUGUUGGAGAGGCGCAUUAAAGAGAUUGAAGAGGCAGAUGUAGACGCAACAAUAAAGGCUGGCUGGGUCUUGGACAACUUUCCUAAUAACUUCUCCCAGCUCGCCAGCCUACAGAAGGCCCAUGCUGGGGUGUUGCCAGACUUAUUUGUUUGCCUCAUAGACGCCACUGACAGAGGGAGCACUCUGUUGAAGAGGAUGUAUGAGAUGGACCGGGGGUCGGUGGACAAAGCCCUGAGGAGGAGGCUGGAGGAGGAACGGGAGCCAGGGCAGGAGGCUGAAGUGGGGGAUGAAUUGCAGCCUCAACUGAAGACCGUAGAGGAAGAAGCCGAUGAUAUGGUCCCCCCUGAGCAGUGGGGGAUGGGCUACCCAGACGUUCCAGAGAUGGAUGGCCAUAGACUGCGGAUCAAGGAGUUUUUGGGGGAGUGGGACAGCAUGGCGCCCGCUAUUACCAGCAGCUUGGUCUUGCUGGACAUCAGCAGUAAGAGCCCCGGGGACCUCUUGAAUGAGGUGGUCCACCAGAUGGAGAAGCCGUUCCAGUACGUUGGGUGGGAGGUGACAGAGGUGGACCUCCAGGAAGAGGAGGACGACUCUCAGGCACUGGAGGAGGUGAUGAAAGAAGAGGAAGAGGAGGAGGACCCAGCAACAGGAGAGAACCAGGACGAUACAGCAUCCAAGAGAUUGUUUGGGGACACCCUUCAUUUCUGCCCCGUGGCUCUGAAAGACCGCCACGUCCUGGUACCCGGGAUGGACGACAUUGCUGCCAAGUACCGCGAGAAGAUCUACACCUUCUCUAGCAUCAAGGCCCGGGACCGCUUUCUCCUCCAGCCCAAGGAGUUUUUGGCAAAGACUGGGCCUCUGAAGCCCCCUGCACUGAGGGUCCUGAUGCUCGGUGCCCGGGGGUCGGGGAAAACCUUCCACGGCAGCUGGCUGGCCCGUCAGCUAGGCGUCUUCCACAUCCAGUUCAGAGAGCGCCUUCAGGAGCUGAUUCUCGCCAAGACCCAGAGCCGGGUGGUCCGUGCCGACGAGGCCGAGCGCCCUGAGAAGGAGGACCUGACGGAAGAGUCCGGAGGAACAGAGGCGCCGCACGAGGAGGAGCCUGAGGAACAGGUGACGCUGAGCGAGGACGAGGCGGCCAUCAAAGCUUACCUCUCGGAUGGGGACCCACUGCCUUCAGAGAUACUGGACACCUUGCUGGCCCUGUACUGGGAGCAAGAGCCCUACAGGUCCACAGGCUUCAUCCUGGAGGGCUUCCCCCAGAGCCCGGAGGAGGUGACCUACAUGGUGGAGCAGCAGCUCUUCCCUGACCUGGCGUUGGUCAUGGCGGCCGACCUCAGUCACGUGGUGAAGCAUCUGCUGCCACCUCGUCUCAAGGCCUGGAGGGAGCGGCGCGAGCGGCGCAGAACCCAGCUGCAGCUCGCAAGGGACCUGAAGCAUAAGCUUCAGGAGGAGGCCAUCAUCAAGAGAAGAGCUGAACUACUCGAGAAGAUAGCCUUGGAGCUGGCGAGAGGACAAUCACAGAAAAGAGGCAGUGAUGAGGAGGAGGAUGACGAUGAAGACGAAAAGUCUGGUGACAACGUAGAGGAGGAAAUGGAGGCCAUACUGCGUGAUGAGUUCCCUCCAGAGGAGGACGAGGACGAUGACAGUGGGGGUGAAGAGAGCGAGGAGGCGGCCGCUGAGAGGCUGGAAAUGAAGAUAGGACUGUGCUUAGACAUGGACGACAACGGCCUCUCCGUCGUAACGGAAAUCCUGGUUGAACAAAGCAUCCCCAACGUGUCUGUGAAAGCAGCCCGGACAUUGCAGAGUGUUCGCUCCCAGCUGCUCCAGGUGAUCCAGCCCCUGCUGGCUAACAGGGAGUCCCUCUUCCAGAGAUGCCAGCCCCUCAGCUACAGCCUGGCCCGCAAGCUGCUGCGAGCCUCCUACAAGUCCCACAGUGCCUACCGCUCCUGGGACCCUGUCAAGUAUGUAGAAGGAGACCUGAUCCAGCCAGUCCACACCCCAUACGCGCUGCUCUUCCACCACUACAUAUAUUUAUUUUCCUCCAAGGCGACCCGCAACUCCUUCAUGCUCAACCCCAUCAACUACCUUAGGCAGAACAAGCCCAACCCCUCAAUACCCAUUAGAGUGGCUGUGAUCGGUCCACCCAAAUCUGGGAAAACCACAGUGAGCCAGAUGUUUGUCAAGGAGCACGGCCUUGCACGGCUCUCCAUCGGCGGGGCCAUGCGCAUGGUGCUGAGUGCUCAGGGCCACACGGAGCUGGCUGCACAGAUGAAAAGGCACAUCUCCUCGGGCCUCACGGUGCCAGACGAACUGGCUGUCCAGUGCCUGGAGGUGGCGCUGAUGAGCCAGGUGUGCAGCACACGAGGCUACAUCCUGGAUGGCUUCCCCGUGACCCUGAGGCAGGCAGAGCUGAUGGAGGCUCGCAGCAUCAUCCCCAUGGCGGUACUGGAGCUGGCGCUGGACACUGCAGAGGUGCUCAAGAGGGGCCUGCUGGACAAGAGCCAACCCAACAAGCCUCACCCGAUGCCCGACAGCUCUGAGAUCCUCCACAUCCGGAACGCUCACUACAAGCAGGAGGCAGUGGGAGUGAGGCGUCACUUCCAGCAACAGUACGGGAACUGGACCCUGCUGCAGGGAUCCAGGAGCACAUGGUGGCUCUGGACCCAGGCUCUGGAGGAGAUCCGCCUGGGCAUGAAUCACAUCCACAGCUACUUGGACAGGAGCAGUAAAGGCCAGGCAGCCUGCAUCAACAGACUAUGUAUCACCCCCAAGGAGCUCCAGUCUCGUCUGGGGGAGUUUGGUCUGUAUUGCCCGGUCUGUCUUGCCCUGUUCUGCCACUUGGUGGACACUUCAGGCAAUACUUUGCUGGCAUUGGCAGCUGAAUACAGGGCACACUUCUACAAGAUGUGUUGCGCUGAUCACCUAGAGAGGUUUCUGACCACUCCAGGUGCGUUUGUUACCCCUGGGUGUCCACACCCCCUUCCACCCCCUCACCUACUGCCCCAGGCGCUGACAGAGAGUCAGGUGAAGGACAGGUUCCCCCUCCAGCUGAUGAUGAGGGGCUACUGUCCAGUCACUUAUCUGGAUGGGAAGCAAAGGUACGAGGCUCUGAUCCGAGGAAAUAUGGCAUUUGCUGUGGAAUAUCGGGAACGUAUCUACAUUUUUGAGACAAAGCAAAAGCAGGAGAUGUUUUUACGGCUGCCUGAAACCUAUUGGGACCAGAAGCUUCCCCACAGGAUGCCUCCUAUCUGUGAGCCUUUCAGACUCACCUCACUCCCAAUGUUGGGUUACUUGGAACAGGGGGUGGCUGAAGCCAUCAUCAAGGCCAUGACAGCUGUUGGGUGUCUCAAACCAAAGUAUCCCUUCCUGAGUUUGAAAACCUCCGCCCUCCUCUACAUCCCCUUCUACUUGAAAGCCUUUAACCCCCGUAGUUCAGUCUACGUCCGCCAGAAAUACCGGAAGAAACUGGCUUCGUUUGAGGAGAGCUGUGAGCUCAUCCCCUACCUGGACUCCAUCAUGGGGAAGACAUGCAGACCUCCCAGUACAAAACCUGUUGACUUUGAGUUUAAACUGCACAGGUUCCUGGCCUUAAAAGACCACCCAGGCACUGCUAGUUUGGUGUAGCAUGUAUGAGUUACAGUAUUGAGGGGUGUUAAGGAUGAUAUCAAUUGGAUUGUGUGAAGUUUCUAUAUAUUUCCUGGAUUCAUUUAUGGUUUUGUGCCUGAUAAAAUAAGGCACAUUAGGUACAAUUAUUGCCAUUCAUUAUUCAAAAUCAUUCAAUUUAAUAAUUGUAUUUUUUUUCUCAACCAAAAAUGUAUGCAUAUUCAUAUGCAUUUGCUCUCUAUUGAUAUUUGUAUUCCUUUAGUAUGGUUUUAAUUACUUUGGUCUAGGCCUACUGGGUGUCUGAGUUACUGGGCUAUGAAUACAAUGCUAUUGGUGUAUGGAAGUGACUCGUAAAAUACCUUAUUUCAUCUU
Molecule: messenger RNA, 4854 nt
Organism: Gadus macrocephalus (Pacific cod)
Lineage: Eukaryota; Metazoa; Chordata; Actinopteri; Gadiformes; Gadidae
Gene: ak9
Product: adenylate kinase 9
Exons: 28
Coding region: 55-4503 (1482 amino acids)
Biological process (GO): nucleobase-containing compound metabolic process
Cellular component (GO): cytoplasm; mitochondrion
Molecular function (GO): AMP kinase activity; ATP binding
Source: RefSeq, a predicted model, not a curated record